This is a messenger RNA of Rubroshorea leprosula, 4113 nucleotides long. NCBI's taxonomy places the organism in Eukaryota, Viridiplantae, Streptophyta, Magnoliopsida, Malvales, Dipterocarpaceae. The record is from the annotation of a GenBank genome assembly.
GAGUGAGCUUCCAUCUCUUAAGUUUCUAUAUCUAGUCUACAACAAAUUCCAAGCAUCUAACGAUGCUAAUGGUAUAAUUCUCCAUUUUUGUACUUAUAGAAACAUGUUUCCUUAUUGUUUCAUCUUAAUAUUUAUGUGUAACUCCAAAAUUGAAUUAGUAAUUAUAUGUAUUGCAGGUUUUGAGAGACUUUCUAAGCUAAGAAAUUUGGAAAUCCUCGAUCUAAGUUACAAUAGGUUGAACAAUAGUAUCUUAUCAUCUUUGAGUGAGCUUCCAUCUCUCAAGUCUCUAUAUCUAGCUGAUAACGAAUUUGAAGCAUCCAACCAUGCUAAUGGUUUUGAGAGACUUUCUAAGCUAAGAAAUUUGGAAAUCCUCGAUCUAAGUUAUAAUAUGUUGAACAAUAGUAUCUUAUCAUCUUUGACUAAGAAAUUUGGAAAUCCUCGAUCUAAGUUAUAAUAUGUUGAACAAUAGUAUCUUAUCAUCUUUGAGUGAGCUUCCAUCUCUCAAGUCUCUAUAUCUAACUGGCAACAAAUUUGAAGCACCCAACCAUGCUGAUGGUAAAAUUGUCCAUUUUUUACUUAUAGAAACUUAUUUCCUAAUUGUUUAUCUCAAUAUUUAUGUGUGGCUACAAAAUUAAAUAAAAUUUUAUAUAUUACAAGUUUUGAGAAGCUUUCUAAGAUGAGAAAUUUGAAAAUCCUCAAUUUAAAUUUCAAUAUAUUGAAAAAUAGUAUAUUAUCAUCUUUAAGUGAACUUCCAUCUCUCAAGUCUCUAUAUCUAGUUAAUAACGAAUUUGAAGCAUCCAACCAUGCUGAUGGUAAAAUUGUCCAUUUUUUACUUAGAGAAACCUAUUUCCUAAUUGUUUCAUCUUAAUAUUUAUGUGUGGCUCCAAAACUGAAUUAGUAAUUGUAUGUAUUUGCAGGUUUUGAGAGACUUUCUAAGUUGAGAAAUUUGGAAAUCCUCGAUCUAAGUUACAAUAUGUUGAACAAUAGUAUCUUGUCAUAUUUGAGUGAGCUUUCAUCUCUCAAGUCCCUAUAUCUAGCUAACAACAAAUUCCAAGUGUCUAACCAUGACGACGGUUUUGAGAGGCUUUCUAAGUUGAGAAAUUUGGAAAUCCUUGAUUUAAGUGACAAUAUGUUGAAUAAUAGUAACUUAAUAUUUUUGAGUGAGCUUUCAUCUCUCAAGUCUCUAAAUCUUGCCUGGAGCAACUUAUUAGCAUCAAACUAUGUUGAAAUGGUUAAUGUAUGUGCUACUUACAUUCUUCUUAUUGGAAAGGGUUGUGGUGCCAAUGGUGUUGGGAUCAAGAGAGAACUGCCCUCCUCCAACUCGAUCAAACCUUUCUUCAAUUCUACAUUUUCUCUAAGAAACUGGGUGAGAGGAGAGGAAAAAUUCAUAUUGUUGUCAAUGGAAAAAGGGUUUCUUAAGCUUUCAAAGAGGUUGAGCAAUUUGGAAACCCUUAACUUGGAUGGAAAUUUCUUCAAUAACAGCAUUUUGCCAUAUUUGAGUGAGCUCUUAUCUCUCAAAUAUCUAUAUCUAGCUGGCAACAACCUCCAAGCAUCUAACCAUGUUGAAGCUGAUUUAGAAAAGCUGUCAAGACUUGACCACUUGGAGGUGCUCGGCCUAACUGGAGGAAUAAACUUCAGCUACAACAUCCUAUCAUCUUUGGCAAGUCUUCCAUCCUUAAAAACUCUAUUCCUAGGAUACAGUAAAAUAAAAAUGAACCCGAGUACAAGAGGUUUUCAUAACCUGUCCAAAGUGGAAGAGUUGCAACUGGUGGAUUCUAUCCUCCCAACCAACUUCUUUCAUGGCAUUGGAUCAUUAACUUCUCUCAAGGUUUUAUCACUGUAUUUUUGCAGACUCAAUGGCUCCUUAACAAGCCCAGGCCUGUGUCAAUUGUCACAUCUUCAAGAGUUGGAUAUUACAUACAAUGAUUUAAGGGGAGCCUUGCCUUCAUGUUUGGCAAAUUUUACUUCUCUCCAGAUUUUAAGCCUUGAUUCAAACAAAUUUUCUGGAGAUAUAGCUCUAUCACCCCUUAACAAAUUGACAUCCCUUCAUUACUUGUCUCUUUCAAACAAUCACUUCCAAAUUCCAAUCUCCCUUCGACCAUUCUUCAACCAUUCAAAACUCAAGAUUAUCAAAGUAGAAAACAAUGAAUUUUAUGCAGAUACCACCAUUGAAUCUUUGGAACCAACUUUCCAACUAGAUACCUUGGUUUUGUCUGGUUGUGGAGAUUGUAGAGCAAUUCCAAACUUCCUCUACUCUCAACACAACUUGAAGUAUUUAGACCUCUCGCACCUUAACCUAACUGGAGAGUUUCCCAUUUGGUUGUUGGAAAACAACACAAUGUUGAACACACUUUUGUUGGUUAACAAUUCCCUCUCUGGACCUAUUAAGUUGCUAGCUCAUUCUCAUAAGAGUUUGGAAAAUCUAGAUAUCUCCAAAAAUUUCUUCGAUGGCCAUAUUCCAAUGGAGAUUGGAGCAUCUUUGCCAAGUUUAAACGAAUUACAUAUUUCAAGAAAUUCUCUUAAUGGUAGCAUUCCUCCUUCAGUUGGUGAUAUGAGGUUGUUGCGUUAUUUGGACUUAUCUCACAAUAACUUAUCUGGUGGAAUACCUAAGAAGUUAACCAUGGGUUGCUCAUCAUUGAAUGUCCUUACUCUAUCAAACAACAGCUUGCAAGGUCAAAUUUUCUCUGAAAAUUUUAGCUUAUUCCAGUUGGACAAAUUACAGUUAAAUGACAAUCACUUUUCUGGAAGUAUCCCAAAAAGUUUAUCUAGCAGCAUCUAUCUGUUUUCAAUAAAUUUCAGCAAUAACAAUCUCUCUGGAAGGGUCCCAAGUUGGAUGGGCAAUAUGUCAUCCUUGGGAGAAAUUAUCAUGCCUAAUAAUGGUCUUGAAGGUCCAAUUCCUAUCGACUUUUGUCAGCUUCAAAAUCUUGAAAUUCUAGACCUUUCAAAUAACAAUAUUUCAGGGAGUCUACCAACUUGUUUUAGCCUAGGGCAGAUAAAUCAUGUUUAUUUAUCCAAAAACAAGCUAGAAGGAUUGCUGCCAACACAGUUUUGUAAUGGCUCUUCUCUAAUAACUUUAGAUCUUAGUGACAACCAGCUAAGUGGUAACAUCCCGGAUUGCAUCAAUAUGCUCAGUGAGUUGAGUUUUCUUAUCAUGAAGAACAAUAAUCUUGAAGGUGAGAUCCCAAUUCAGCUGUGUGAGUUACAGAAAUUGAGCUUGAUUGAUCUAUCUCAUAACCAUCUUUCGGGCCCUAUACCCUUGUGCCUAAAUAUUACUACUUUUUUGGAGGCAUAUUAUGGGGAUCAUCAUUUUCCUCUUACUCCUAGUGCCGCUUCUCAAGCAUUUGAAAAUGGCACAAUUCCUGUUGAUGAACCAGUGCAUUUCACAACAAAGAAUAUGGCAUAUCCUUAUAAGGGGAAAAUUCUGGUCUACAUAUCUGGAAUAGAUCUCUCUUGCAACAAAUUAACGGGUAAAAUUCCUUUUGAAAUAGGAUGUCUUAGCAAGAUUCAAGUACUAAACCUAUCUCAUAAUAUCUUGAUUGGUGGAAUUCCAUCUACAUUUUCUAAACUUGUGCAAAUCGAGAGCCUGGAUCUUUCUUAUAACAAUUUGAGUGGGGAAAUUCCCCCACAGCUUGUUGAGUUAUAUUUCUUGUCUACUUUUAGUGUGGCAUACAACAACUUAUCAGGUAAGACACCGACAAGGGUCAAACAAUUUGCAACAUUUGAUGAAAGUUGUUACCGAGGUAAUCCUUUGCUUUGUGGGGAACCAAUAAAGCGUUGCACAACGCCAAGUCCACCACCAUUGAUGCAAGAAGGUCCAAUCCAAGGUAGAGAAGAAGAUGGUCUCAUCGAUAUAGAGGUAUUUUGUGUGAGUUUUAUUGUGUCAUACAUAAUGGUGUUGGUAACUAUUGCUGCGAUUCUCUACAUAAAUCCUUAUUGGAGGCGGGCAUGGUUCUAUUACAUUGAGAUGUGCUUCAACUCUUGCUACUAUUUUGUAGUAGAUCAUCUACCCAAGCAAUUUCAUUGAUGAAUGUAACCAUACUAUACUUUCCAUUGCUAAUUAUGUUGUUUCCCCAUGUUUCCUAUUCAAAAUUGCAAUGAAAAAUCUCUUUAAAG